Messenger RNA from Eruca vesicaria subsp. sativa (arugula), 1205 nucleotides. The record is from the annotation of a GenBank genome assembly. Lineage: Eukaryota; Viridiplantae; Streptophyta; Magnoliopsida; Brassicales; Brassicaceae.
AACCUUGGGGGUAUCCCAGGCCCAUGGAGAGGCCUAGACUAAUCCCCAAAGGGGUGGUGCAGCCCACGGAUGGACCCUCACUCCGGGUAUUCAAAUGGGCCGUAAGAUAGGCCCAUAUCCGCGUGGCCACAAGAUAAGAUGUAGUGGGGUGCCUUCGAACCCGGGUUGCUUAGCAAAUCCCAAAGCUCGCCUACCACUAGACCACCAUCUUGUGGUUAUUCAUCCCUCUUCUUCUUCCUCCUCUCAACCAUAUUCUCUUUAACAAAAAAAAAACGUUAUUAAGCCUUUAUUUUUCAGUCAUGGAGGUUCCAAUGAUUAAUAUUAUAAGAGAUUUUGAAGUGGGCAUGAGCUCAAUAAACGACCCAUCGUUUCUCUCUAGAUCUGUUGCUGUUUCCGGAUUAAUACACCAAGCAUACGGUUUCUGGAAAUGGGGAGCUUUAAUUAUCGCAUUUUUAGCUUAUUUCACAAAUUUCAUUACAAGACUCAAGAGUUUAGUUGUUAGGUUACGAAAAAUCGAUGUCUCAAUAUCUCCACCAACUCUUUUCGAUGAUUACGACAGCGACUCCGAUGUUUCUUGCUCUUCCUCGGUCUCUUCGGACAACGACGAAGAUGAUGAUCAAGAAGAUGAUGAUGAGGAUGAAGACGAGAAAGACGUUGACUUUAUCUAUAAUAAAGGAUGGGUCAACGGAGGCUUCCGCGUGAAAGGGUCUGAUUAUUACGGCAAUAAUAACGACCAGGGGCAAAAUGGUAAUUUCAAUUGUUUUAAUGGUAGUUUCGGAGAUUUGUUCUCGUGGCCGGACCUCGGUGGCAUCGGGUCGAGCGGUGUCGUGAAGCUUUGGGAUCAUAUGGAUAUCGACGGCGGAGACCACGACGGAGAUGGUGAUGGUCGACGGAGCAAUGUGGUGGCGGCGCCGUCGUUUUUCUUGACGGCGGAGAAGAGAGGGAGGGACGCCGUGAAAGUUGAGGCGUGUGAUCCACGUGUCGGAUUUAGGAUGCCGGCGUUGCUGGCGGAGUGGAGGCAGCCGGGGAGGUUUCUCGGGAAUAUAGUCGGAGUUGACGUCGGAGGAGUGGAGAAGUUGUACGUCAGGGAUGACGUAAGCGGGAAAGUGGCCGUGGGAGACUUGAGGAAGUUUAACGGUGUGUUGACGGAAUGUGACGGUGAGACUUGGUGGGACGCUGAUGGUUUCGUUGAGGAGAAGCGGUGA